Balaenoptera ricei (Rice's whale) is the source of this 2884-nucleotide messenger RNA. RefSeq names its product mannose-6-phosphate receptor, cation dependent (gene M6PR). Gene Ontology annotation, cellular component: trans-Golgi network; Golgi apparatus; endosome. NCBI's taxonomy places the organism in Eukaryota, Metazoa, Chordata, Mammalia, Artiodactyla, Balaenopteridae. The record is from RefSeq and is a predicted model, not a curated record. Gene Ontology annotation, molecular function: protein domain specific binding. The coding region runs from base 857 to 1795 and encodes 312 amino acids. Gene Ontology annotation, biological process: protein targeting to lysosome. The transcript is spliced from 8 exons.
UAUCAAACAAAAUGCCGGAGGGAUGAUAAGGCUAACUGGAAUAGUAACCCCUGCCGCACCUCAAGGUGCUAAACCGGAGACAGGACGUAAAGAACAAAAGUGACGGUAAGAAAGCCAGGAGGACCACGACCCAGUCGCUCUCCACUAUCCUCUAGGGACAACGCGACUCGGGGCCAGCACACAGCGAACCAGCGUCCCCCUCAGGCGGCAGACGUCCUGAGGCAGCAACCAGCUCGAGAACUACAGCUCCCGCUGCGGCCUGCGGAUCGGGCCCCGCCCCGCAUUUCCACUUCCGCCGCCCUCCGGUCCAACCUACCAGGGAGCGAGCCUGGCGCCUGACCGCGCGUGACCCCCGCGUGACCCCGCGUGACAGGGGCCCGAGCCGAGAGGCCAAGAGGUGGGAGUCUGGCACCCCAGUCAGUAGAAAGGCGACCCCCAAAGGUGGAACUAAACUUGCAAAUCUCGAUAGGGAUUGGAGUUGAUGCCGCGAGGGCGGAGCCUAACGCCCACGGUCCUGGCCAAUCAGCGUCCGGGAUGAUCUGAGAGGCCGGGAAGGGGAAAGGGGCGAAAGGGUUCUACGGUGACAUGCCGCGGGGUCUAGUGGGAGGAGCAGUUGCCCAGCGGCCGCCCGGCACUUCCUGUUUCCGGUUCCCGGAGUGGAGCGUAGCGAGGCGCUCGUGGGGUCGCUGGCUCUGCCGCGAGCUCUGGAACCGGGGUCUGCGGCCGACCCCUCUCUGGUCCUGUCUCCCAGCCGCGAGCAGGUACUCGGCCGGGGAUUCUGAGCUGUGGCUGCUCCCUUUGCCCGUGACACAAAUCUCAACAACAAUCUGUAGACACUAACUCUUCACCAAGGCCAAUGCCGUCCUCUUUGUUGAAUGCACAUGAAAGGAGCACGAGAAGGACAGGAGGUGACCAGUGGUGUCAGGCAAGGGAGUCAGCUAGGAAGAAGCUUUUGAAGAUGUUCCCCCAUUACAGCUCCUGGAGAACUGGCCUGCUCCUGCUGCUGCUGCUGGCUGUGGCAGUAAGAGAAUCCUGGCAGACCGAAGAAAAAACAUGCGACCUGGUAGGAGAAAAGGAUAAAGAGUCAGAGAAAGAGUUGGCUCUACUGAAGAGGCUGACGCCGCUGUUUAACAAAAGCUUUGAGAGCACCGUGGGCCAGGGCACAGACGUGUAUAUCUACAUGUUCCGGGUGUGCCGAGAAGCUGGCAACCACACCUCUGGGGCAGGCCUGGUGCAGAUCAACAAAAGUAAUGGGAAGGAGACAGUAGUAGGGAGACUCAACAAGACUCAGAUCUUCAAUGGAAGUAAUUGGAUCAUGCUGAUCUAUAAAGGGGGUGAUGAAUAUGACAGUCACUGUGGCAAGGAGCAGCGUCGGGCAGUGGUGAUGAUCUCCUGCAAUCGACACACCCUAGCGGACAACUUUAACCCUGUGUUUGAGGAGCGAGGCAAAGUCCAAGAUUGUUUCUACCUCUUUGAGAUAGACAGCAGCCUGGCCUGUUCCCCAGAGAUCUCCCACCUCAGCGUGGGUUCUAUCUUACUUGUCACGUUUGCAUCGCUGAUCGCUGUCUAUAUCAUCGGGGGGUUCCUGUACCAGCGACUGGUGGUGGGAGCCAAAGGAAUGGAGCAGUUUCCCCACUUGGCCUUCUGGCAGGAUCUUGGCAACCUGGUAGCAGAUGGUUGUGACUUUGUGUGCCGAUCUAAACCCCGAAACGUGCCUGCUGCAUAUCGUGGUGUGGGGGAUGACCAGCUGGGGGAGGAGUCAGAAGAAAGGGAUGAUCAUUUAUUACCGAUGUGAUUGCACUUUAAAUGUCCAGCUUCUUCAGCCCCCAAACCAAAGCAUCCUCAGCCAGGUUUCUUAAGCAGCCUCCGCUCCAGUCUCUCAUCUCCCCCUUAAUAUUGCUCUCGCUUUCCGGUUUGCUUUUCGUUUGCGUCCACUUGUCAGUAGUAGAAAUGCCUUCCCUUUGUUCCCUAUUAUUUGUUUUCCCUCCUGAGAGGUACAGUUAGUUGUAGGACAGAGAUAAUAUAAUAGGGCCAAUGACAGCAGAGGCUGUUGCAUGGUCUCUUGGUAUCAGAAAGUACAAGUAGGGGAGUUAUCAUGAGCAAAAGGGUGUAGCAGGCUCCCUGACCCUUCCUUUUUUAAACACAUUUUCACAAGUUUUUGAGACACUGGAUUUCUUUAAUUUAAAAAAAACAAAAGCAACGAAACAUUAUUUAUACAAGGUUUGAUAUUGCUUUCAUGCUGUUGCUCUGUACCCUACAGUAGUCUCCAUGAGAACCUGGAUGUCAUUUCUUGCUGCUUGGAACUAUUCUGCACUGACCACUUGGCUGUAGUCCAAGUACUGCCAUUUGCUUUGAGCCUGGUGAUGUCGUAGACUUAAUUCUCCCACCUCUGGGAUUAGGAUGGGAAAAUUUGAAAUUUCCCAAUUAGAGGAUGACGAGGUACCAAACCUCAUUUGCUGGCAUUGGAGUGACUUUAUAGCUGGAGCUAGGACCUGGAUUGUAGUCUUAGGUUAUUGGUCCAUCUGCAGCCAAAAUGCCUAAUCCAGAAAUCCAGUCCAUUGGAAAGGGAUGUUGAAAUUGACCUCCUAUGCUGCCGGGGUUCCAGAAAAGGGAAGUCUGUUUACCUUGUAGUGGGAUCUCCUUGAUGGCUUUCUUCUCCCACUUGCAGUCAAAGCUGGCAAAGCUUUUCUUAUUCCUGAAACGUUCCCUCUAUCAAUCAGUAUGUCUAAACAUGUUGCACUUUCCUUCAUAGGCAUGUCAUUUUGACUUUUUUUUUUUUUUUUUUUGCCCCCAGUCUUCUGGAAAGGGAAUGGAAGCAGAAGUGGGACAUCCAGGGCUCUGCCAUCUUCCGCCCUGGCUGUGGCGGCUGCGGCACGUGUCCCUU